Molecule: messenger RNA, 690 nt
Organism: Syngnathus acus (greater pipefish)
Lineage: Eukaryota; Metazoa; Chordata; Actinopteri; Syngnathiformes; Syngnathidae
Product: ladderlectin-like
Exons: 6
Coding region: 76-552 (158 amino acids)
Molecular function (GO): signaling receptor activity
Source: RefSeq, a predicted model, not a curated record
AUCUAGCUUUUCAAAAGAAAUUUGACGUGUCUUGAUGUUUACGAAUAUCAUGUGUUUUUGGUGUCAACCUUGCAGAUGGCAUUCACUCUUGGCUCAUUGUUCCUCCUUUGCGGGAUCAGCGGACUGCUGACUGGAGUCAGUACCGCUCCUGUGAAAGCCUUUUACUGUCCAAAUGACUGGAUACUGUUGAAGAGUUCCUGUUACAUCUACCAAGAACAGAUCAGAACUUUUGCAGAUGCUGAGAGCGUCUGCAACAUUCUUGGUGGGAAUCUGGUCUCCAUUCAAGAUGGUCUGGAAAAUGCGUUUGUUCUUGAACUGAUUCGGGCGGCUGGUGAUGCCGACGAAGCUUGGAUAGGUUACACUGAUGCAAUUAUGGAAGACGAUUUCAUAUGGACUGAUGGCUCGGAUAAUUCCUUCGAAAACUUUGCUGAUGGAGAGCCCGAUGACGACGGUGACUGUGUAGUAAUGGAAACAGAUGAUGGAGAGUGGGACGAUAUGGAUUGCACAGAUACCUUCUCGUACGUUUGCAUCAUGGAUGCGUCUCAUCACUAAAUUUCUUCGCCUAAAAUUACUCCGCUUUAGUGUCGCCUUGAUAUUUUUAGGUUAACUUUCAACUUUUCUUCUCAUCUUCUUUCAUGCGUAUUUGCUAUUGUGGGAACAAACAUUCAAUGCAUAAAGAACUGUCAGCAU